Messenger RNA from Astyanax mexicanus (Mexican tetra), 2822 nucleotides. Its product is annotated as sialic acid-binding Ig-like lectin 13. The coding region runs from base 330 to 1835 and encodes 501 amino acids. NCBI's taxonomy places the organism in Eukaryota, Metazoa, Chordata, Actinopteri, Characiformes, Acestrorhamphidae. The record is from RefSeq and is a predicted model, not a curated record. The transcript is spliced from 6 exons.
CAUGCUGUUUUGUUGCCGUGCUGUGUUUCAGUGCUGUGUUGCCGUGGCGUUGUUUCCUGCGGCUGGCGAGGUUUAGCUGACCUCAGGUUCUUCUGCUGCUCUCGGUUCCCCUUUCCUCACUAACUAUGGGGUUUCCAGUGAAACAGAGAGAGGAGAGUUAUAUAUUAAACUGCACACCACAACAGCCACGCCCACUCACUGCAGGCCACACCCACACACAGGGGGCGGACCUUCAGCAGAACACACCACCACUCCAGCAGCUACGGGUCAGUUAGCAGUCCGGCGUCUCUCCGGUGCAGUGUGUGGUGAGGAUAUUAAAGAUAAAGCUGAUGAUGAUGAAGCUGAUGAGGAUGAUGAUGAUGUUCUGCUCGGGGAUCAGCUCUCUGCCGUCGGGUUCUGCGAGGUUCUGCUGUGGUUCUGUUCUGAUGUUCCUCUGGGUGUGGGGUGUUUGCGGCUCUGAUUGGUCGGUGAACGUUCCCACCUCUAUCGCUGGUGUAUCCGGGCUGUGCGUUCAUGUCCCCUGCAGCUUCUCGUACCCGGGCCCGAGAGCGCCGGCCAGUAAGAUCAGGGGGCUGUGGUUCAGGGGCGGGGCUCUGGUGUGUAACAGCCGGCAGUGGGAGCAGGUGGACGCUCUGUACGUGAACAGAAGCAGAAUCGUGGGUUCUCUGGAGAGGAACGAAUGCUCGCUGAAGAUCGGGCUGCUGGGGACGGGGGACGCCGGGAGUUACAUGUUCCGGGUUGAGAUAGACGGGCAAGACCGAUACUCGUUCAAGGACCAGCGCGUGACCCUCAGCGUGACCGACACGCCCCCUGCUCCAUCCCUGCAGUGCCCGGGUGUACUGGCCGAGGGCGUCCCCGUGUCUCUGGUGUGCUCUGUGGUACACACCUGUCGGGAGGCGGCGCCGGUGCUGCGCUGGACCUCGGUUAGGGCCGGGCAGGUGGUGCUGCAGCCGCAGGGACGUCGGCAGCUCCAGCAGCGCUGGGAGGAACGAGCCGUGCUGAACCUGCUGCCCUCUCCUGGAACCCACGGGGAACUGCUGCAGUGCACCGCCGUGUUCCCCAACGGACUGCAGCGAUUCACACCGCCCUGCAGACUGCAGGUCAACUAUGCUCCUCAGAACGUGACGGUGAGUGUUCUGUCUCCGCUGGGUUUGGUGUCAGAAGGGAUGACCGUGGUUCUGUUCUGCCAGGCUGACAGUCAGCCAGCACCUCACCGGUUCUCCUGGUUCCAGGGUCCGGAGGGUCGGGAGCAGCUGGUGGUGGAUCAGAGAGAACCGAAGCUCUCGGUGGAGAAAAUACCCAGAAACUCUGGACCCUACUGGUGCCAAGUGGAGAACUCUAUGGGCACUCGUCUCUCUCAGCCAAUCACAGUAGAUGUACACUAUGAGCCGGAGAUCACAGAUGAAAGCUGGUGCUCUGUGACCUUUGAGCAGGAGGCGGACCUAAGCUGUGAAUGUGUUGCCUAUGGCAACCCACUGCCCUCUAUACACUGGUCUGUUUUACAUUUAGAGGAGCAAAUAACAGGUAACACUGAUCCUUCCUGGUCUGAAGGACAUCGAUCUGUGGGGAACCUGAACAUCUCGGUACUGUGGAACCACACCUCUACAGAGCUGGUCCUCCAGUGUGUGGCUGAGAACAGCCUGGCAUCCACCAUCAAAACCUUCACCCUGACCCGCAACGGUAUACACUCCAACACCGUCCAUACCACACCCCACCACACCAAAAGUAUCCACCAUCAGAACCUUCACCCUGACCCACAAUGGUAUACGCUCCAACACCGUCCAUACCACACCCAACCACACCAAAAUUAUCCACCAUCAGAACCUUCACCCUGACCCACAACGGUAUACUCUCUAACACCGUCCAUACCACACCCAACCACACCAAAAGUAUCUACCAUCAUAACCUUUACUCUGACCCACAACGGUAUAUGCUUUAGCACCGUCCAUAUCACACCCUACUGAACCAAAAGUAUCCACCAUCAGAAUCUUCACUUUGACCCACAAUGGCAUACGCUCCAACACCAUCCAUACCACAUCCACCACAGCAAAAGUAUCCACCAUCAGAACCUUUACCCUGAACCACAACAGUAUACGCUCCAACACUAUCCAUACCACACCCCACCACACCAAAAGUAUCCACCAUCACUCUGACCCACAAUGGUAUACGCUGCAACACCAUCUAUACCACACCCCACCGGACACGAUACAUAUCAGUUCAAGAAGCUCCAUCCAGGAGAUCAGAGGAGGAUCUAGGACUUUUCUGAGUAAUCAAGGGUCUACAAUAUUCAUAGAGGGGCUGAACAUUAUUUAACCAGUCUCACUGUGUUCAAACACUUCAGAAUAAUUAAAAAAUCUUACACAGAAACAACUAUGCAGUUAAUUCUGGGCCAAAAGUUUUACAGAAACAGUAAAAUCUGCAAUCAGCAUUUUAUUACUCAUGAGGAAUAAGUGUUGGAAGGUUGCAAAGCUGGUUGAGACAAACCCCACAAGACUUGCAGUGAAAGGUGGCUCUACUAAGUAUUGAUAUGAGGGGCUGAAUUAUGUGCUACUUUGUGUUGGUCUAUCACUUUAAAUCUUAAUAAAAUAAAUUAGGGGUGCCGAGUGGUCCAGCGGUCUAAAGCCCAGGUUUGAACCCCAGCUCACGCAGCUUUGCCAUCAUGCUGCCGGCACUCAGAGGGAGCAAAAUUGGCCCUGCUCCCUCCGGGUGGGUAGAUGGCGCUCUUUCCCCAUCACGCUUAAAUGUGGCGCCGUGCGGCGCAAAGCGUCUGAGGGGAUGAAAAUGGGAGGAAAUGGGGAAAAAUGUGAAACAAAAUGAUAUAA